GGCGGAGCCCCAACCUGUCUGUUUGUACAAUCAGGAUGUGUCAGAUUCCAUUCAUGGACUCACACCCUUCCUGUGUCCCCCGGGGGCCCCAAGAGCCCAUUCACUGACUGCACCGCUGAGCCCGGGACCCUGCGGAACCGCCGGCCCAUGGGCCGCACCUCAUUGCCAGGUCCCGCCUCUCGCCCCCCUGUGGUGCAGCCCGAUGGCCCGUCGCUCCCAGAGCUCCUCGCAGGGGGAGAAUCCCCUGGACCCCAAUUACCUGCCGCCGCACUAUAAGGAGUAUUACCGUAUCGCCAUCGAUGCGCUGGCGGAGAAUGGCCCCGAGGCCUACGAGCAGUUCCUUAUGGAGGAGGGGGCCCCCGACUUCCUGUGCCCCAACGAGGUGGAACAUAUCAGCAGGAGUUUGCAGAGACCCCCCGAGAGCGGCCAGGAGAACCCGUACCCCGACAGCGUGUAUGGCUCGCAGGAGGAUGCCGACGGCUCCUCGGGGACUUACUGGCCAAUGGACUCGGACACGGCGGCCCCAGAACUGGAUCUUGGCUGGCCCACGAUCUACGGCUUCCAGGGAACGGAAGUGACCACCUUAAUGCACCCCCCGCCCCCCGACAACCCAACCAUUAAAGAGGAGGUGCGAAGGAUGAUCAGAUCCGCCCAGCAGGUAAUUGGGAUCGUCAUGGACAUAUUCACCGAUGCGGAUAUUCUGAGCGAACUGCUCGACGCGGCCAAUCGGCGCAUCCCUGUCUACAUCAUCCUGGAUCAGAUGAACUGUCAGCUUUUCCUAGAUAUGGCCGCCAAAUACCGGGUCAAUCUCAACUAUGUGGAGUUCCUCAGGGUACGGACAGUCUCGGGCCCCACCUACUUCUGCAGGAAGGGAUCCACCUUCAAGGGGAAUCUCCAGGAGAAGUUUCUGCUGGUCGACUGCACCAUGGUGCUGAGUGGCACUUACAGCUUCAUGUGGUCUUUUGAGAAGAUCCAUCGCAGCAUCGCCCACAUCUUCCAAGGGGAGCUGGUCUCCAGCUUUGACGAAGAGUUUCGGAUCCUGUUUGCCCAGUCGGACCCCCUAAUUCCUUCAGAAAGUGCCCUGGCAAAGAUGGACAAGUCGUACAUGGGGAUGGUGCCUUUUGCUGGACCCCGGCCCAUGUUUGACCGGAAGCUUCACUUCAUGUUUCCUAGAGAAGAGAAUCCAUCCCAGCAGUUUCCUUCCUAUGGCGUCGACCCGGAUCGACAUUACUUCCAGCCCUUCAGAAGGGAAGACAUGAUACGGCAGACCAUGGACCCGGGGGGCAUGCGUAUGUACGGCAAGAACCUUGGGGACCCAAUGGACAAAAUGCAGAUGUCCUUUGUGCAGAACAAGCAGCUGGAGGCAAUGGAGGCCUUUAAGAGACACAGCUUUGCAGAAGGAACGUUUGAGAACUACACCUCCUCCAGGCAGUACAGCCGGCAAAUGUUCAUGAACAACAACGACGAGUACAGACUCCAGUCAAGCCAAGUGCAGAAAAGUCAGUUCAUGCAGUUCCAGAGCCCCCUUGGCACUGCCCGGCCUCAGGGGCUGUUUGAGAAGAUCAGGGGCGGUCGGCAGGGUUUGCAAGAGAUGGAUGAGUUUGACUCCCGCUACCCGACCAAGGGCUUGCCAGGAGAAGGUCACUUUGCACUUGACGGACCUCCCAUGAGGCCUGGUUAUAACCCUUCCAAUUCAUCUCGGGAAGUGAGGCAUGGGUCGGACCAGAUGGUGAUUGGUGGGGAGGGACGGUUUGGCCAAAGAUCUCUGGGAAGGCAGAAGUUCAUGUGCCAGAUCUCCCCCACACAGAAACAGGGGAUGGAGCCAAAGUAUUUUUUCCAUGACCAAGAUGCCGAUAAAAAGCCGCAGGAAAACAAGCAAGGCUUGCGGAGCUGGAGGAUCUCCUCCUAUCUGAGCGGCAUCCAGUCAGACCAGGAUGAAGAGGGCCUGCCCAUUCCUUUAGAUCCAGAACUAUACGAUGAUGCUUUGGUACCUGUGGAAAGGGCAGUGCCAGCUAGUGACACUCUCUUCAAAUACUCCAUGGACCCAGUGCCCCCGUACCAUCCCGGCACAGCGCCACACGAUCUGCCUUAUGACAGAGCAAAUGAGAAUCCCAUGAAGUUCUCCAUGGAUCCAGUUCAGCUGCACAGACCCAACGUUCCUUCUCAAGAUGUUCCGAUGCAUUUAGAAAGAGCGGGUAAUGAGAGUCUCGUGAAGUACUCGCUCGAUCCAAUCCCGCCUUUCAAGCCCAAUGUUGCCGGCACCGAUGUGCCUAUGCCACUUGAGCGAAAACCAACUGCAAAUGAGAUUCUAUCAAGAUACUCUGUUGACCCAAUUCCGCCAUACAAAACUUUUGGGUCUACGGGGGACCUGUCGGUAGAAAAGGCCAAGGAAAACCCCCCUGCAGAGAAAGAGAAGGAAGAAGGACUGUUGUCUAGACACGAUUCGUUUAGAACUAGGACCAACCCACUUAUCCAGAGGGGCUCUCGUCUGAGGUCCUCUCUCAUCUUCAGCAGUUCCAAAUUGGAGCAGCACACUUCAACGGCAGAGUCCGUACAGGAGAUGCAGAAAGAACAAAGUACCAGCGAGUUGGUCAGUGAAAAUGAAACUGGGAGGACAACAUCCAAAGUGGCUGAGAUCCUUCAGAAAUACAGAGGGAUUAACAAGGACGCCAAUAGCACCACUGUGACCCAAGCCAAGGCAGCUUCCAGAACCAUCCACGAGGAGUCAGAAGAUGGCCAGAGCGUGAGUGCAGAAGAGGUGGCCUAUAAGGCAGUAGAAUCUACUGUUGAUACCAAAGGCUCUAUGAGCCACGUGCAGCAGGAGUCCCAGUACAGAUCUGUAGCCUCUUCCCACUUAGAAAGCCUUUUAGGUAAACACCAGACAACCCUUUCCAUGAGUAAGGUCGAACAGAUGACUUCAAGUAUCCAAACCAUAGGGAACAUCUCAGCUGCUCCUUCUGAAAGUGGACCUACAGUACCAGAACUCUCUGAGGUCCAUAAACAGAGCUCCAUAAGCCACAUGCAACAAGAGUCCCACUACAAAUCUGUGGUCACGUCUAAGCUGGAAGGCCUGUUAAACCGAGACCAACAGGUCAUGUCCAUGAGUAAAGUUGAACAGACAUCUUCCACCAUCCAAACCAUCGGGAACAUCUCCCCUGCUCCCCCCGACAGUAAGGAAAGCGGACCUACCAUAACAGAAGUCACAGAGGCGACCCAGUCUUCAGAGAACUUACCAACCAGACCCAAUUCUGCUUUCCAUUUUGGGAGUGCCCUGGAAAGUAUGUCCCAGAACCCAACUCCUUCCAGCUCCUUAAAUAAAUCGGAGGAGGACCUGGCCAAAACAGACCAGAACUUCUUCCGCAAAGGUUCUAUGAGGCUGAAACAGUUUCUGCAGUCAAAGGCAGAGAAGAAGGCAGAGGAAGACCUCGCUUCAGAUAACGCCAAGGCGGAGAAGCAGCACAGCACCCUCAGGCGCCUCUCCAAAUCUGACAGUCAGGAGGUGGCGGCGAGCACAGACAUGGAGGAGAAGUCAGCCAAAUCCUUAUCCGUGUCUCCUCCCAAGACCUCCUCUAUUUCUCAGAGCCGACUGUCGGCUUCAACAUCCAAUGUCAUCUUCAGCAGUAAUCUCCGUGAUGACACCAAGGUUAUUCUGGAGCAGAUUUCCGCCAACAGUCAGAAGAACCGGGCCGAGAUGGUGAAACAGGCGCAGCAGAUCCAAGCCACCGGGGAUCCAGACCCCGCAACUUCCAAGCCUGAAAGCAAAACCGAGGGAACCGCCAGUACAGACGCGGCGGCCAUAACCAGGACUGGGAGCUUCCUCAGCCGAAGCCGCUUCUCCAGGCCGUCGCCGAGCUCGCCCGAGGACCGAGACAUCCUGCUGAAGCGCAUGGAGAGCAUCCGUAAAGAGAAACGCGUCUACAGUAGGUUUGAGGUGUUCUGCAAGAAGGACGAGCAGCCCAGCCACGCCGACGACAACGACGAUAAGAAAGCCGGGAAAAUUAUUCCUAAACUAUUGGGAAACUUGAUAAAGAAAUAGCCCCCCAAGUGCCACCUUAUUUAAAUGCUUCCUGUGGGACGGCCUACAUUUUAACUCCUCCCCUUUUGGAGACCAACGUUCUAUAUAGCAACAUGACAUUUACUAAACUCCUGCCCCACUCUCUGGGGUUAUUGCCCCUUGGGUUAUUGCCCAUUCCCCAUGAACUGUGAGUCUUAGGGAUACUCCCUUCGGAGACCAGCACAAAAGCCAUUGUCUACUUGCCCCAGUGCAGGGCAGGACAAAAUCCCUGGCACUCAUGCCCCAAGGGAGGGUAGUACCAAGCACAGAGCCGGUUGUCUAUUGGUCGGCUACGUAGCGGCACUGACCCCCAUUGCACACUGUACUUGCCUACACACCCCCCCCCCCAGUAGGUGCUGAAAGAACGGGAACAAAGUCAUUGAUCUAUUUGCCCCAGUGGGUGACUAAAGGGAAAGUUAACUUUUAGCUGCUGAUUUGCAAUAACAUAGGUGCCCAAUUGCACAGGUCCAGUUGCCCGUAGCAACAAGUCAGCCGCCAGUUGAUCAGUCUGCUACAAGUUAGAUAAUGAAAGCAGAGAUCUGGUUGGUUGCUAUGGGUAACUACACCGGUGCAAUAGCACCUCUGCUAGUAAAUAAGCCCCUCGCUGAGGUGGGAAUUAUCCCGGAAAGAUCAUUUUAUUUAUUUUU
This is a messenger RNA of Xenopus tropicalis (tropical clawed frog), 4701 nucleotides long. It is a transcript of the gene sack1h, whose product is annotated as scaffolding CK1 anchoring protein H. Lineage: Eukaryota; Metazoa; Chordata; Amphibia; Anura; Pipidae. The record is from RefSeq and is a predicted model, not a curated record. Bases 203 to 4036 code for a protein of 1277 amino acids. Gene Ontology annotation, cellular component: cytoskeleton; cytoplasm. The transcript is spliced from 5 exons.